GGUGGGCGAGUGUCUUGUGCGAGUCGUUCCCGACGUUUCGGAGCUGGCGUAGUGCGCUUUUUGCUUUCUCUGUCGACGGUGCGUUUUGUGGUGUGCAAGGAAGAGCGUGCUCUCGCGGGAGCGAGGAUAUACGUGCGCGUCAAAGCGUGACUUGGUUUCCUCACGUGCACGUGCGCGCGCGUGAGUGCGCGUGCACUAUGCGCCGGGAUGCUCGGGAGAGGGCGAUGCGGCUACGGAGGAUCGUGUCUGUGCUCAGAGAGGUGGAAGCUGUCCACGCUUGCGAAUGGCUCAGGCAGGCCGGAUUCCCGCAGUAUGUGCAGAUGUACGAAGAGAACUGCUUUCCCAUGGACAUCUCGACGGUUCUACGGGACCACCCUAGCCUGGAUCCGGACGAACUGCAGUCUCUGUUCAGGCGACUGAACACGCUGAACAAGUGUGCCCGGUUGAAGAACGACGGCCUCGUCAAGCAGACGAUGCAGCAGGACAGCGACGAAGAGGAAGGCCCCGCGCUCAGCUACAACUGGCAGUUCCACCGCAGCAGUCGGCGAUGGUCCAGGGUGUCGCCUCCGCUUCCCGUGGUCGUGACGCCGACCAACGGCGCGGGCUGCCGGGCCGCGUCGGCCCAGGGCAGCGCCCAGGAGGCGUACAGUUCUCACGACAGCGUGUUCCUGGACGAGCCCCGGAGCAGCCCGGAGAGCCGACUGUCGACGAGCGACGAGCGAAUCAUCGGCCUGGGAGCUGACGAAGGGUCGCCGGGACACAAGCUUCGCCGCAGCGGCUCCGAGAGGAUCCGCGACGCCAUUCUGCGCAGGAUGGACAGCUUUCGCGGCAACCGGAGGCGGAAGAAGAGGGGACCGGAAGGCGCGGAAACCGCGGAAGGAUUUGGCGGCGCCAGUGCGGCACCGUGGUCCAAUCACCUGGGUCCCGAGAAUCACGCCCUGAGCGACUCUGAGUGCUCGCCCCAGCUGGCCCACAGGAGGAAGGCCGGUAGCUUCAAGGGCAAGCACCGCAACCAGCAGCCGCAGUCCAGGUGGCUCUCUGCCAACUCGGAACAUGGCAGGAACAGUGUUUACGACAACGUGCCUGCAGCUGACUCAGCAAAUCAGGGAGUCUGUCAGCAGUUGGGCGACAAUGGCAGUGUGGGCUCCGGCUCACUUGGACGGGGUCAAGAAGAGAAUGAAAAGCCAGUCUACAGCACCGAACGACGAGAUUCCGGUGUGGGCUCCUCGCUCACAAGGGCUGGCAAUGGCAGCCCGUGCAACCAGGGUUCCUCCUGGCACUGUUUUUCCUCCUCGCCCGAACAACUGACGUGCCUGUCGGCUUUGCGCUACGAGCACCUGUCAGCCUCUCAGCUGCUGGUGCUGAAGAAGCUGGCACUGCUCCACUUGACAGCACUCAUGGAGCGCUUCUCGCCACCUUACCGGUCGGGCUGGGGCUGGGCGGUGCCAAAAUUCAUCCGCCGCAUGCGAGCACCGGACUACAAAGACAAGACCGUGUUCGGAGUGCCGCUGAGCGUGUCGCUCCAGCGGACGGGCCACGCACUGCCACCGUCAAUCCAAAGUGCGAUGGACUUCCUGCGAAAGAGCGCGCCGGAGGCCACGGGCCUCUUCCGCAAGUCCGGGGUGCGCUCCCGCAUCCAGAAGCUGCGCUCACUGCACGAGACGCCUGGCGCAACGAUCGCGUACGAGCAGCAGCAGGCGUACGACGUGGCGGACCUCCUCAAGCAGUAUUUCAGGGAACUGCCGGACGGCCUGCUCACGGCCAAGCUGUCCGACACCUUCCUCUGCAUCUUUCAACACAUUCCAGAAGAGCUCCGAUUGGACGCGCUGCAGGCAGCGGUCCUCCUCAUUCCCGACGAAAACCGAGAGGUCCUGGAGACGCUGCUCGUGUUCCUCAGCGACGUCUGUCGGCACGCCCAAGAGAACCAGAUGACCGUGGCCAACAUAGCGGUGUGCAUCGCUCCGUCCCUGUUCCAACUGGCAGUACCACGCAGCACGAGCGCGAGCCCACGCAGACGAGCCACAACAGUGGGCAUUCCCGACCAGCGCGAGCUGAACGAAAACCGGGCGGCCCACGAGUGCCUGGCACGCAUGAUCAUCGACCACAAGAAGCUCUUUCAGAUUCCCUUGGAAACUCUCCAGCAGUGCCGUCUCGAACAGCUCGAACCGAUGACGAUGGACGAACUUGGGAGCCUCAAGACUCACCUUGAGAGCUGUCUGCAUACCCUGAUCAUGGAGGCGCGUGAGAAGAGCAAAGGGUGGGCGACCGUGCAGCACGCCGAGGUGGAGCUGGCCUUCAAGAAGCUCGGAGACGGGCUUCCUUUGAGGCUCUGGCGCUGUGCUGUGGAGGUGGAAGCACCGCCCGUGGAACUGCUCACCAGGAUACUGCGAGAACGGCAUGUGUGGGACAACACACUCCUGAAGUGGCGUCACAUAGCCAAGCUGGACAAGCAGAGCGAAGUCAUCCAGUACAUCUGCAGCUCCAUGAAACCCCAGGCUCCACGAGACUUCUGUGUUCUCAGAGCUUGGCGAACUGAACUCGCCAAGGGUUCUUGCGCUCUGGUGGAGCUGUCCGUCAACCACACGGAUGCCACGGUGCUCCUGCGUGGCGUCAGGGCGGUGGUUCUGGCUUCCCGGUACCUCAUUGAACCCUGCGGUGCCGGUAAAUCGCGCGUCACCCACAUCAGCCGGGUGGACCUGAGGGGUCGAACACCGGACUGGUACCACAAGGUUUACGGAAGCAUGUGCGCCCUGUUGCUCAUCCGACUCCGCGACUCUUUCGCUCAACGCGCGGAGGGCCCCGAGACGAAAGUAUGACCCGCGCUCAACGUCGAAGGAAGGCCUCGCUGUACAUAUCCCGACGCAGUCAACGCUUCCCAGAGAGCCCUUCCCCCGACGAGACACGGCAAUCGCCACGCGCAGCCGCCCCUAAACAGGAGUUGAGACGCGCCCGGUUCGCAUUUGACGUUGAAGCGCGCCCACGAGAGCCGUACAAAGACGGAGGAUGGAACGGGAGGUUUUUUUGUCCGCAGUUUUUGUUUGGACGGGACCAUCUGCCAACCGCCGUCUUAUUCCGCGUCAAGAUGUCCGACGCCGUCUUCAGAGGGCCUCCGAAUUUUCGGGGCGAUGCCAAAUAGUUUCUUUUUUUCCUUUUUGCUGUUGAUUGUUGUUUGUGUAGUAGCAGGGGUAGUUCACAUACUAGGUGGGUUUACGACAGAGGCUGUUCAGCUUCUUCGAACGAUUGCUUUUUCGUUUUCUGAUUGCACAAGUAUCUCGUGGGAUGGAGACCAAUAGGCUUUUCUUUUUAAGAAUUUGUUGGCGUUCGUAAGCGAUCGAACCGAUGAAAUGUCAAAAAGUAGCGAUGUGGGUUGUUGAGGGCGUCUCGGAUAAAGUCGUUUGCCGAUCAGUGCGGUACAAUGGGUCUCGUUUUCGCGAUCCAAACGCCCGCCUGUCAUGAAACAAGCAUAUCGCUGCUAAUCAUAUCGAUGGUCCUGCCUCGCUGGUUCUUCCAGCAAAACGUCUACGAUGAGCUUAAUCUCAAAACAGACUUUCAGCCCAAAAGAAAAAAAAAACGCAAUGUCCCCCUUUUAUUUUUAAACACAUAUACCGACCAAAUGACGACUACACCAAAGCAUAACAACGUGCUAAGCAUAAUCUUUCUAGUAACUGUACAUCUGGUAGGUUUCUUUUCAUAUUUCUUUUGGUCAAAACAUGGAGCAGGCUUCCACCUCUUCACUAAUUAAUCGCCACAGUCACUAGUUUCCGUAGACGCGUGUCCCGGAGCAUAAUUGAAGUGUGGAGAAAGUUGCGUCUGAAACCUUUCCGCUAAAAAGGCUGGCCUUCUUUGCAGAUAGAACCCAUCACAUCAUUGCAUUUCUUUUUUCAGAGACAUUCUGAUUGUUGGGAAUGGGAGUUGACAUUUUCCUACUUUGUACAUACGUUACCAGCACUUCACAGGAAUGCGCGAGUUUUAAAGAUGUGUUUGUUUAUUACCGAUAGGGGACCAGGCCUUCAUAUGUUCACUAGUCAUGUUAGUAGUACUACUAUACAGAGCACAGCACCCCCCUCCCUUUGGUUCUCACGUGUAAUACCAAUUCAAAUGGCAGUUUUUGUUUCCUCCUGUUUCUCUUACCUAGUCAGGAAUGAAUGAAUGGUUUACUGGUAUGCCUGCAUAAUAAUUUAUUUUCGAGUCACUUCAUUUGCACGGAGAAAAUACAAGCUGGGAGAGCGAUGAAAGUUGCCUUCCGUUAAGUUCAACGUUUUAUGAAGGCAUUGCUUGCGAGGCUCGUUCACAAUUCUUAGAUGUUUUUAGAUCUUUAAAAGUGAUGUCUGUUGCCUGAUCACUUUGAAACAAUCUUUGACAACCCUGCGGCAGCAUUCUUUUUUUCUCCGGAGAAUAGAAUUGCGAGGUCUAACGAUGACAAAAUGCUUGGAAUUUCUAGACUACAAUCUGCCAUGUGAUCUGGUGGUGUACUGUUGUGUACUGAUACAUACGUUGUUGACUGUAUUUGUGGACAGUGUAUAUAAUAUGACAUGUUGCAUUCACGAGUGGACAAAAAGAUAAUAAUGUAGAGCCUUUAUGUAAAUAGUUACAAAUUAAUCGGUGGUUACUUGAAAGAAAUAAAGAGUACUAUAUAUAUAUAUAUACCUAUAUGCUCCACGAA
Molecule: messenger RNA, 4663 nt
Organism: Ixodes scapularis (black-legged tick)
Lineage: Eukaryota; Metazoa; Arthropoda; Arachnida; Ixodida; Ixodidae
Gene: cv-c
Product: rho GTPase-activating protein 7
Exons: 16
Coding region: 198-2816 (872 amino acids)
Biological process (GO): signal transduction; actin cytoskeleton organization; regulation of Rho protein signal transduction
Molecular function (GO): GTPase activator activity; lipid binding
Source: RefSeq, a predicted model, not a curated record